ACCAGGCGACAUAACUGUUUUCAUUGCGGUAGUUUCCUGUUGGUGAUAACUUAGCUGAGCUAACUCUCGUGGCAUCAUUUAUCAGGUUUGUUUAGAAAAUGUCUCGCUCGGCUCUGAGCUGCCCGGGCUGCGGCUCGUCAAACAUCAUAGACGAUGAUUUGUAUGCGCAGUCACAGCUGGUGUGUGUGGACUGUGGCGCCGUGGUGUCAGAAGGAUCACUGGCUGACGAACACGUCGAAGGAUCAGGCGUUAACUUCGUCCGAGCCACGACUUCAGCCAAAAAGCCGUGUCCAAACCUGAUAAAAGGCCUGCAGCGUGUAAAAGUCAUUUGUCAGACUCUCAGGGUCCACAGUGGAAUUGAGAAUCUCUCACAGUCUCAUUACCAGCAGGCCUAUCAGCAUGACAGUUUCAUCAAUGUGAGCCUCCAAAAGAAAGACGUUCUCGCUGGUUGCUGUGUGCUCGUGAGCUGUCGACUGCUUAACUGGCCCAUUACCAUGGGAACCAUCGGCUGCCUGGUGGAUGCUGAUCUGGAGAUGGUGGGAGCCGUUUAUAGAGAGAUGGUCAAGAUUCUCAACAUUGUGGCUCCAAUUAUUAGCGUCACAGAUGUGAUGGAGGCCCACGUUCAGGAGUAUAAAAUCAGUUCUCUUCAUGUUCCUGAGGAUCUGGCUGAGAACCCCAAAGACUUGACCAAACGAGCCGUAGCUCUGGUGGAGCUGGCAGCAGACACCUGGAUUGUGACUGGCCGG
Molecule: messenger RNA, 746 nt
Organism: Solea senegalensis (Senegalese sole)
Lineage: Eukaryota; Metazoa; Chordata; Actinopteri; Pleuronectiformes; Soleidae
Product: transcription factor IIIB 50 kDa subunit-like
Exons: 4
Biological process (GO): transcription preinitiation complex assembly; transcription initiation at RNA polymerase II promoter
Cellular component (GO): transcription preinitiation complex; nucleus
Molecular function (GO): RNA polymerase II general transcription initiation factor activity; TBP-class protein binding
Source: RefSeq, a predicted model, not a curated record